Molecule: messenger RNA, 1485 nt
Organism: Callorhinchus milii (elephant shark)
Lineage: Eukaryota; Metazoa; Chordata; Chondrichthyes; Chimaeriformes; Callorhinchidae
Gene: taf10
Product: TAF10 RNA polymerase II, TATA box binding protein (TBP)-associated factor
Exons: 5
Coding region: 26-586 (186 amino acids)
Biological process (GO): transcription initiation at RNA polymerase II promoter
Cellular component (GO): transcription factor TFIID complex; nucleus; SAGA complex
Molecular function (GO): promoter-specific chromatin binding; RNA polymerase II general transcription initiation factor activity
Source: RefSeq, a predicted model, not a curated record
GCCGCGGCUCGGGCUCAGCGGCGCCAUGAACGCGGACAGCUCGCAGGUCGGGGCGGCGGUGGCGGCUGUGACCGGGGCCGGGACUGUGACGGCGGCGGCGGUGGCGGCUGCGACGACGACGACGGCGGCGGCGGCGGCGGCGGCGACAGGGAGCGGGGGACCGGCGGCAGCUGUUGCUGCCGCUUCUGCAAGCGAGGCAUCCGUGUCAAACGGUGUCUAUAUUCCGUCAGGGAUUGCGAAUGGAGACGUCAAACCCGUGAUCUCGACCACGCCGCUGGCAGACUUUCUCAUGCAACUGGAGGAUUACACACCAACAAUACCUGAUGCUGUGACAGGCUAUUACCUGAACAGGGCAGGGUUCGAGGCUUCUGACCCGCGCAUAAUUCGUCUCAUAUCUUUGGCUGCACAAAAGUUCAUCUCAGAUAUUGCAAACGAUGCCUUGCAGCACUGUAAGAUGAAGGGGACGGCAUCAGGAAGCUCCAGGAACAAGAGUAAGGACAAAAAGUACACACUCACCAUGGAAGACCUGAUCCCUGCUCUCACAGAGUACGGCAUUAACGUGAAGAAGCCACAUUACUUCACAUAAAGGCUCGGUCGGGGGUGACUCUCCCCUCCUUUGACUCUCCUGCCACCCCUCUCUCUCUCUCUCUCUCUCUCUCGCUCAGCGCACUACCGACUGCUCAGUAACACUGGACAUGCGAGGGGCAGCUCUUGAACUCACUGGGCAGACACCCAUCAAACACAACAAAGCAAAAAGGAAUACUCAAAGGAGCCAGACUGUGUGAUAGUUUCUAAGCAGAUUUGUGUUCUGAGACCCUGUAACUUUGGAUUUCUGCCUGUUAUUUCUAUGUGUGGGUGGAUAAGGGGGGUGGGGGUUGGUACGGGUGGGUGGUGUGGGAGUUGGGGUUGAUACGGGGGGGAGGUGGGGUAAUUAUUUUUAAUCUUGGUUGCUACAAAUGCUAGACAAUGUGGAGAAAACAAGUGAUGGUGUGUUCGUGUUAAAACUCACUCAGUCUCACAAUUUGAGCCUCAAAAAAACUCAAACCCCACCACGUAAAAAGGGCGACCGGUUUCCUCUCAAAGAGUCGUCCGGUGCCACUUUUUUUAUUUAAAGUAACUGAUAUUGCUGAUAUCCUUUUUUGUUGUUAACCCUUUAAGGAGCUCAAUUAACACUUUGGUUGGCCUUUUGAAUUGCCCCUCUUUAACCAUAUGGAGGUUAACGAAGGCUUUUGAGCUUUUAUUUUGCCAGGGGGUGGGGGGUUGGGAGUAGUGGGUGGUGGACGGGUAAUGCUGUGUAUGUGCCGGUUGUAUGAGUUUGGUUCCCUCACGAGUCGAGGCUUCUGUUAAAAACUCAUUUAAGAAUUACAGAGCGAUGGCAGGAGUCUGACUUGUGUUUUUUAUUUGUAACUUUACACCAGGUGAAACGUCUCCGUUCGGCAUUCGUCCAUUCGUUGAAUUAAACUGACCCGCUUUGGUUUAACGCAA